Molecule: messenger RNA, 1627 nt
Organism: Vitis riparia (riverbank grape)
Lineage: Eukaryota; Viridiplantae; Streptophyta; Magnoliopsida; Vitales; Vitaceae
Product: calreticulin-3-like
Exons: 14
Coding region: 37-1299 (420 amino acids)
Biological process (GO): protein folding
Cellular component (GO): endoplasmic reticulum membrane; endoplasmic reticulum
Molecular function (GO): calcium ion binding
Source: RefSeq, a predicted model, not a curated record
GGCAUUUGCGCCUGCUUUUACCGGCUGACCUCCAAAAUGCCGGUGAUUCGGCUGCAACCGCCGCUAAAGCUUCUGCUUUUAAUUUUGGUGUUCUAUUUUCGUUAUUCGGAUUCAGAGAUUAUUUUCGAAGAACGAUUUGAAGAUGGAUGGCAGAGCCGCUGGGUUGUAUCAGAUUGGAAAAGGAGUGAAGGGAAAGCUGGUUUGUUUAAGCACACAGCUGGAAAAUGGUCUGGAGAUCCUGAUGAUAAAGGUAUUCAGACAUAUAAAGAUGCCAAGCAUUUUGCAAUAUCUGCAAAGAUACCGGAGUUCAACAACAAGAACAGAACACUUGUGGUUCAGUAUUCCAUAAAGUUUGAACAGGACAUUGAAUGCGGUGGUGGUUACAUUAAGCUUCACUCAGGUUAUGUCAAUCAGAAGAAAUAUGGUGGUGAUACUCCUUACAGUUUGAUGUUUGGACCAGAUAUAUGUGGCUCACAGCAAAAGAAGCUCCAUGUUAUAGUCUCUUACCAGGGACAAAAUUAUCCCAUAAAAAAGGAGAUACAAUGUGAAACAGACAAGUUAACACAUUUCUAUACAUUUAUUCUUAGGCCUGACGCAACUUAUACUGUCCUUGUUGACAAUCGAGAAAGAGAAUUUGGAAGCUUGUACACAGACUGGGAUAUCCUUCCUCCACGAAAAAUCAAAGGUGACAGUAGAAAGCCUGCAGACUGGGACGAUAGAGAAUAUAUUGAUGAUCCUAAUGAUGUGAAACCAGUGGGAUAUGAUUCAAUUCCUGCUGAAAUUCCUGAUCCAAAGGCUAAAGAGCCUGAUGAUUGGGAUGAAGAAGAAGAUGGUAUAUGGAGGCGACCAAAGAUUCCAAAUCCAGCAUACAAAGGACCUUGGAAACGAAAGAAGAUCAAGAACCCCAACUAUAAGGGGAAGUGGAAGACUCCUUGGAUUGAUAAUCCAGAGUUUGAAGAUGACCCUGAUCUAUAUGUACUGAAGCCAAUAAAAUACAUAGGAAUUGAAGUUUGGCAGGUUAAGGCUGGUUCAGUUUUUGACAACAUUUUGAUCUGUGAUGACCCAGAGUAUGCAAGACAAGUUGUAGAAAACGUAUGGGGCAAGAACAGAGAGGCUGAAAAAGAGGCAUUCGAGGAAGCAGAGAAAGUGAGAAGAGCCAGGGAAGAAAAGGAAGCGGAAAGAACAAGAGAGGAAAGUGAGAAGAGGAAAGCAGCAAGGGAUAGUCGGUAUGGAGCUAGGAAGCGCCGUAGAAGGCAUGAUCCAGACGAUGACUUGGAUGAUUACCACGAUGAACUUUAAGAGGCAGUUGCAGAGAUUUUUGGCUUUUACUCUGUUGAAAGAUAAAAGGAAGAGAUCACUGCACUUUGCUGGACCCCCAAUGCCCUGCAUUAUUGCGAGUAUUUCUACUCCCUUCUUGUUGUAACAUUAAAAUUACACUGAAAUGUAUUUUCUCCUAAAUGAUAUCCUGAAUAAAACAGUGGGGUUUUUGUCGAUCUGUGCACGUGUUCUUGUAGCUUCUCUAGUCUGUCAGAACCCGAUUUGAAACUUGUCAGGUUUUUGGUGUUUGGCUGUGUUGCAGCCUAGCAAAACCCUUGCUGAAUUGAUAGAAACUGGACAGGUUUUGAUU